UUAGACUCACACACUGCCAGUAGGAGUAGGUCACCGUCACUGAGCCCACUUCAGCGACUAAAGGGCGGCUUCUGACAGUGCGCAACGUCUGGACAUCUUCUCUUGGCAGACACAGCGGCCGCAGGGGAAUGGCUCCUUUCAGAGGACUUAUAAUUCUUUCUUUGGUGAACGUCGGAACAAACGGUGUCUUCUGACCGACUCACCGGAGCGCCCAGAAUAAAGUUUCUCAUGGUGCACUUUAUCCGGAGGCAGCAGAGCGCGCUACGGGGAUCAGAAAUGAAAGCAGAGCCGAAAGUUUCUUUCGUAUUUCCCUUUUUAAAGUAUUUCAGAUGGCUUGAUUUACGUGUCCUCUCUCGCUUCUGAUCCGCAGCUUCCACAGAUAACAGCGGCGGACUUUGGUUACCAUUACGCACAUUUUACGAUUGGAUAGUCGACUGAAGCUCCGAGACUUCGGGGAGCACAGCGGGACAACACCAUGACCAGCUGCUGGCUUGCCUUGGUCGGAUUGUGGUGGAGCGCUUAUUACUGCAUGUUCCAAGUCGCGGGGAGUAAUUAUUCACUGGAUGGAAACAACGACGUGCACCCGGGUUUCAUCCACCGGCGGCUGCGGACGCACGAGAAGAGGGAGAUGCAGAAGGAGAUCCUGUCCAUCCUCGGGCUGCCACACAGACCGAGACCGCAUCUGUCACAUGGAAAGUACAAUUCCGCUCCACUUUUUAUGUUGGACCUGUACAACACCAUUUCUACGGAGGAGAAGAGCCAAGUGGAAGGCAUGCUGGACAGAUACCAGUCCAUGCGCACGACCCAGAGUCCUCCUUUAGCCACGUUUCAAGAAACGGCCUUUUUAAACGACGCAGACAUGGUGAUGAGCUUUGUCAACCUGGUGGAGUACGACAGGGAGCUCUCUCCACACCGACGUCACCACAAAGAGUUUAAGUUCAACCUCUCUCAGAUCCCAGAGGGCGAGGCCAUCACUGCAGCAGAGUUUCGUCUCUACAAGGAGUGUGUGAGCAAUGCCUUCCGCAACGACACCUUCCUACUCAAAGUCUACCAGGUGGUCAAGGAGCACCCUGACAGAGAGGCAGACCUCUUCCUGUUGGAGUCUCGUAGGCUGUGGGCUGCCGAGGAAGGCUGGCUGGAGUUCGACAUCACUGCUACAAGUAACCUGUGGGUGAUGAGCCCUGUGCACAACCUGGGUCUGCAGGUCAGCGUGGAGACCAGCAGUGGGCAGAGCAUCAGCUCCAAGGAGGCGGGGCUUGUGGGGCGUGACGGCGCCCAGGAGAAACAGCCUUUUAUGGUGGCGUUCUUCAAAGUCAGUGAAGUGCACAUCCGCACCGCCCGCUCCACUGGAGGAAAGCGUCGCCAGCAGAACCGCAACCGAUCCACACAACCACAGGAGGGAUCCAGAUCCCCGGGCCCAGCAGAUUACAACAGCAGUGACCAGAAGACAGCGUGCCGGAGACAUGAGCUCUACGUCAGCUUCAGAGAGCUGGGGUGGCAGGAUUGGAUCAUCGCUCCUGAAGGCUACGCAGCCAACUACUGUGACGGAGAGUGCUCCUUCCCUCUGAACGCCCACAUGAACGCCACCAACCACGCCAUCGUACAGACACUGGUGCACCUGAUGAACCCUGAUAACGUGCCGAAGCCGUGCUGCGCUCCCACCAAGCUCCACGCCAUCUCAGUGCUCUACUUUGACGACAACUCCAAUGUUAUACUGAAGAAGUACAAGAACAUGGUGGUGCGGGCUUGCGGCUGCCACUGACACCAACACGCAGAGCUGACGGUGUGACUGAAAGCUGGGUCGGCACGGAGCUUCAACUGCAACAGUGACUCGAGAGAGAUGUUGACUCAACCAGACACAAACUUCCUGCCCAAAUCCUAAGCCAGUGAGGAACGUCCACGCACCAUGAACAUUAGCCUUCAUCAAACCAGGAGGAGCCAAAGCAAACAUCACACCACCUGUGUGUCCCUCAUUGGCAGGUUAUCUUCCACCUUCUUGAGUGGAGUUUUUAUUUCAUAGGUCUACAGCUGAGUGAAUGACUGUGUGUGGAGAGUGUUUUAGUUUGUAUAUUAUGUGCUUAUGGAAGUGUGUGUGUGUGUGCGUGUGUGUGCGUGUGUGCGUGUGUGCGUGUGUGUGUGUGUGUGUGUGUGUGUGUGUGUGUGUGAGCUGGACUCUGCCUCACCAAGUGCAGAACUGAGCUGUUGUGGGACCGGUCUGAGAGCUGCUUUCCUCCCUCCUCUCCUCUGACAAAGAAACAUGGUGGAUCAGUUCUCUGCAGAGCGUCCAAUCAGUACUGAUGACCUUCACAUAACUCUAAGGAUGACUCAGCAUUAACACAGUACUGAUAGCCUGACUGAAAAUGGUUUGAGUGAGUCUCAAAUGUUCACUCAGUCUAAGAGCAAAGACUGAAACAUUGGGCUUUGCAGUUUCAUAUUUCAUUCCUCUUCCUGGUGUAUUUUCUUCUCAAGCCAUAUUUGCCCUCCUAAAAUAUAAUACGGACAGAACCAAAGUGACCACAGGUUAUUUUAGUGCUGCUCCAAAUAUCCCCUCCAUGUCAAUAUUUGCUGGGCUCACGCUGAGCUGCGAUGGUUCAACAUGAUGCAUGUUGUGGCUAAACUGAUGUUUUUCUCCAAAGCAGUGAAGAAUACAGCCUUAUCCCUCCGACACACCGCUAAUGGCCCUUUCCAUGUUGCUGCUCGUGCAAAGUUAACAAACGCUUCCACCCCUGACAGCCCAUCAAGACAUCGAGGAAAAACAUCUGAGUCCAAAACAGCCGGCCGAGCACUUUCUGUGCCAGCGCUCUGAAAUUAGCUCUCUGCUUUUUCAAGGUGGAUGAAUCUGUGCUGAGAUUUGUGUCUUACAGAUUGAACAUGUUACUGUGAGCUUUGAAUGACAGGAGGAGUGUUUGUAGAGAAUAUAUUUUAAAACUAAUACCAACAAGAAUCAAAAUACCUUAUGUGCCUAACCAAUCAUAAAUUACAAAAUAUACCUCUGGUAAGCUGCUGUUUACAUUUGUGAUCAUGUUAAGACUGUUUUUUGUAAAUACUUGUACAUUCUCCGCUUAUUUAUUGCACCUUUUAUUAAAAAGUAAAACCACAUACCUUAUUAACAGAGACAAGAACAAAAUGAACACUUAUUUUUUGAAUUUUUUAUUAUGAAUUCUCAUGUUACAACUUUGCCCUUAUUCACUCUUUUUGUACAAAAAAGCAUGGGCAGUGCACAACCCAUGUCUCACGAGGAAGAAACAGGAAUAUAAUACUUCUGUCACUGGAGUUUUUUCGACCAUGUGCUAUUCAUAAAAGAUUUUACUGACAAAAAAGUGCUGCGUCCUCGUUUGU
Molecule: messenger RNA, 3339 nt
Organism: Notolabrus celidotus (New Zealand spotty)
Lineage: Eukaryota; Metazoa; Chordata; Actinopteri; Labriformes; Labridae
Gene: bmp6
Product: bone morphogenetic protein 6
Exons: 7
Coding region: 476-1762 (428 amino acids)
Biological process (GO): SMAD protein signal transduction
Cellular component (GO): extracellular region
Molecular function (GO): growth factor activity; cytokine activity
Source: RefSeq, a predicted model, not a curated record